Drepanopeziza brunnea f. sp. 'multigermtubi' MB_m1 is the source of this 426-nucleotide messenger RNA. RefSeq lists its product as uncharacterized. Lineage: Eukaryota; Fungi; Ascomycota; Leotiomycetes; Helotiales; Drepanopezizaceae. The record is from RefSeq and is a predicted model, not a curated record.
AUGUCACUCAUCGUCCAUCUGAUCAGUCUCGCCGACCUCCUCCACCGUCUGAUGCCCAUCUACUAUGCGGUCCUUGGUAUCAUGCUUCUUUUCUACGGAAGCAGCCCUUACGUACCUCUCCUCGGCACCAUGAUCGGCCUCUACUUCCUCUACGGGUAUGAUUAUUUCCACACUGGGAUUGAGAACGCCGACGCACCCUAUAUGAUGCUCCUCGGUGAUGUCGUUUGCGGCUUGGCCUUCGCUGCUCUCGUUCACUACAACCACGGAAACUACCAACGAAAAUUCGCUCGACAUUACAAACUUGUUCGUCGCCAGGGAUAUCGACGCCCGGGAUAUCGACGCCCGGCGUCUGUUCCGCUUUCACGCUCACCUGCCGCUAGGGAGGAAGAGCGUGUUCCUACUUACGCCGAGGUCUUAAAGUCCUAG